Rotaria sordida is the source of this 1458-nucleotide messenger RNA. Lineage: Eukaryota; Metazoa; Rotifera; Eurotatoria; Philodinida; Philodinidae. The record is from the annotation of a GenBank genome assembly.
AUGGCAACAGCCAAUCGUUUUCAAACUCGUGUAUUAAUCCCUGAUAAAACUUCAUUAACAGAUAAUGAAAUUCGUCUUAAUUCACUAUUAGAACAAGCACAAACAUGUUAUCAUACAUUAAAUGAUCUUCAAACAACGGAAUAUAAUAAUAAUUUAUUACGAGAAUCUAAACUUGACAUAUGGUCAUCAAAGAUGUUUGAAAAAAUAAAUGAUUUAUAUAAAUCAUGUUUAAAUGAUUUAAAACAAUCAUAUGAACAAUUAAAUUUAUUUCAACGAUUAAUGAUAAAUAUAUUAAAUAAUGAAAAUGAAAAUAAUCUUGAUGGAAAUAAAUUAUUAACUAUUGAACAAGAAAUAUGUAUAUUAAAAUGUUUAACAUAUCAACUUGAUAUAACAAAAGUUAAAAUUGAAGGAAAAUUAAAAUUAAAUAAAUAUUCUGAUAAUGAUGAAUGUGAAAUAUCUAUUGAUGAUAAUAGUUAUCAAAAUAAAAUUAAUCAAGAAAAUAAUAAAAAAGAUUUUAUUUGUCGAAUUUUAGUACAUACAGAUAUAAUUAAUAAAAUUAAAAAUUUACCACUUGUUCAACAAUUUGUUAAAAUGACAACAGAUCAAAUUAAUCAAACAACACCUGAACGAAUUUUAACAAUUAUAGGUCCUGAUUAUUUAGAUGUUAUUGAAAAAAUACUUUGUAGUAUAUAUUCAUCAUCAUUAAAUCAAUGUGAAUUACGAAUUCUUCUUCAUCAAUCAUAUGCACCAUUAAUACUUGGAAAAUUAGGUGAUCGUUCAAAAAUUUUACGUGAAAAAUAUUCAUUACAUACAUUAACUAUUCAUCCAACAUGUGCACCACAUUCAACUGAACGUGUUCUUCUUAUACAAAGUUUAUCACCUGAGAAAAUACUUUCUUGUCUACAAGAAAUAUUUAUUAAUAUUAAUCAACAUACAUAUGAUGGUGAUGAUAUUUUACUUUAUAAUGAAAUUAAUUAUGAUUCUUCACUUGCUCAUGAAUAUGGUGGUUUUGCUUCAUCUGAAAUAAUUACACGUUCAAAUGAACAACAUAAUCAACAUCAUGAACAAAAUGAUAAAUAUGAAGAACAAGAAGAUGAUGGUAUCCGUCGUUAUUCAGCAUUUGAUGCUUGGAAUGGUUCAGUUGAAGCUGAUACAGAUCAUGAAUUUUCAAUAGUUAAACUUAGUGAUGAUUCAAUAAUCCGAGAAUUUUGGAUAAAUCAUGGUCAAUUUGGUGCUUUACUUGGUCCACAUGGUGUACGUAUUGCACAAAUUCGUUCACAAUGUCGGACAGUUCGUAUUCAUACAGUAGCUGGUUCAUCAAUUGAUACAUGUUCAGUUAAAGUAAUUGGACCUCGAGCUGAUGUUAAUCAUGCUGUUACUUUAAUAAUGCAAUCAAUUAAAGAACAUGAUAGAAAAUUUCCAUUUAAACAUCAUCGUUUUAGUGGACGUUUAAGAUAA